AAGCCCAAAACCUCUAAAAACCUCCUCAAUUCACUUCAACCCCAUUCUUCAACUCGCCGCCGCCGCCUCCAAAAAUCCCACUCCUAAUCGAGAGCUAACCCGCUAACGAAAUUCGGAAUAUCGGAUUUUCUACAUUUUUUUUUUCCAGCCAAGCUAUCUACGCUCGCUCAGAGUAUAUAUCAACAAUGAUAGCAGCUAUAUCUUGGGUUCCAAAAGGAGCCUCGAAGUCAAUCCCUGCUGUUGCUGAACCUCCUUCUAAAGGAGACAUUGAAGAUAUCUUGAAGAGUGGUGUCAUGGAGAAACGCGACGAUAGUGAAAAUCAGGAGACGGAUGAAGAUAUGGAUUCCAAUGAGUCACAGCUAAAUGAUGAAGUGGCACAUGCAUUAGUUGCUGCUGAUGCACUUGGCAAGGCUUCCAAGAGCACCAAUCCAAUAACUGACAGCAUAACAGAUGCCCUGAAGGACUUAGAAAUGGAUCGUUAUGAUGAGGAGGAUGAUGGUGUUGAGCUGUUUGGCUCUGGCCUUGGGAACUUGUAUUACCCCAGCAAUGAUGUGGACCCAUAUUUGAAGGAUAAUAAUGACGAGGAUGAUUCUGACGAGGAAGAGGAUACAACCAUUAAACCAGAGGAUGCUGUCAUAGUUUGUGCAAGGAAUGAGGACGAUGUCAGUCAUCUCGAGGUUUGGAUAUUAGAAGAUGCGAAAGAUGGCGAUUUGAAUAUGUAUGUACACCAUGAUAUCAUCAUCUCAGCAUUUCCCUUGUGCACAGCAUGGCUUGAUUGUCCUCUUAAAGGUGGAGAAAAAGGGAACUUUGUUGCUGUCGGCACCAUGGAUCCAGCUAUCGAGAUAUGGGACCUGGACGUUAUGGAUGAGAUCCAACCAUCUACUGCAUUGGGUGGCGUUCUUGAGAAGAAGAAAAAGGGGAAGAAGGUUGGUUUGUUAAUUUUUAACUUUUGUUUAGGGCUGGUUUCAAAAUAUGAUAUAUCAUGCUUAUGUUUUCAGGUCCAAGCAGUUGCAUGGAAUCAUUUUGCAUCUCAAGUUCUUCUAAGUGGAUCUUUUGAUCAUUCAGUAGUUAUGAAAGAUGGCAGGAUACCACAUCACAGUGGGUUUAAAUGGUCAGUUGCAGCAGAUGUCGAAAGCUUGGCAUGGGAUCCGCAUACUGAGCAUUCAUUUGUGGUAAGUCUGGAAAAUGGAAUGGUAGCAGGUUUUGACAUUCGUGCUGCUAGCUCAGAUUCAUGCUCUGAGCCUAAGCCAUGCUUCACUCUUCAUGCCCAUGACAAAGCAGUUUGUACAAUCUCAUAUAAUAGCUUUGUCCCUAAUGUAUAGAUCUUCUCUUCAUUUCCUCUCCUUU
Olea europaea var. sylvestris is the source of this 1347-nucleotide messenger RNA. RefSeq lists its product as uncharacterized. Gene Ontology annotation, cellular component: nucleus. The record is from RefSeq and is a predicted model, not a curated record. Lineage: Eukaryota; Viridiplantae; Streptophyta; Magnoliopsida; Lamiales; Oleaceae. Gene Ontology annotation, biological process: rRNA processing. The transcript has 12 exons. Gene Ontology annotation, molecular function: protein binding. Bases 186 to 1322 code for a protein of 378 amino acids.